Oreochromis aureus is the source of this 4286-nucleotide messenger RNA. RefSeq names its product RAB42, member RAS oncogene family a (gene rab42a). NCBI's taxonomy places the organism in Eukaryota, Metazoa, Chordata, Actinopteri, Cichliformes, Cichlidae. Gene Ontology annotation, molecular function: GTPase activity; GTP binding. Gene Ontology annotation, cellular component: Golgi membrane. The record is from RefSeq and is a predicted model, not a curated record. The transcript has 2 exons. Bases 362 to 1162 code for a protein of 266 amino acids. Gene Ontology annotation, biological process: Rab protein signal transduction.
UUUUUCACAGAGUACGGCGGCACAGAUAAGAAUAAACUGUGUGCAAUUAGAGAAAUAUGCUGUUAAUUCCAGACCAUCGUCGGAAUUGAAUAUAGGCUACUUCAGAACCACGGACAGCAACACACUGUGUGUUUUAGGUUUUGUGAUCUCAAUAGUGCACGAUAUAUUAAAUAAAUGGGGGUGAUUAAGGAAACUAGGUGCAAAACAUACCCAAGACAGACCUCAUAUACAUAUAUUGUUCUGUUUUUGCUGCUUUUAACCCCCCCUGUAAGAUUCUUUUACAACACACACAGGCCAGAUGAGGUUGUAACGGGUUUAUUGGAGUGAUAUUCGACUAGUAGAGCAUAGGUAAAUCUAUCACAUGAUUGCUGCGGCCGCUCUGUGCUCCGUGUCUCUUCCUGAACAGAAGGCAGUAGCAGCAGCUGGGGCUCCAUGUAAACACGCCGCGCGCAGGGCUUUGUUUCACACACACUCACUCCGCAGGUAUCUUCCCUCUAGUCAUGCCAUGGAUAUUUUGUGGCAAUACCAGUUCCGAAUCAUUCUACUCGGGGAUUCCACAGUGGGCAAGUCCUCGCUGUUGAAGCGUUUCACGGAUGGAAUUUACAGCGAUGUGGCGGACCCGACGGUCGGGGUUGAUUUUUAUGCCCGCUCGCUUGACAUCGAACCCGGGGUGAAAAUAAAGCUCCAGCUCUGGGACACGGCUGGCCAGGAACGAUUCAGGUCUAUCACAACAUCAUAUUACCGCAACUCUGUAGGUGGCCUGCUUGUCUUUGAUCUCACCAAUCGUAAAACCUUCGACCAUGUGAGGGAAUGGCACAAGGAGGUGAGUGAGCACAUCCUGCCUCACCACAUGGUCUACAUCCUCAUCGGCCAUAAGAGUGACCUCAACAAGGACCGGAAGGUGAGCAGGGAUGAGGCAGAGCAGCUGGCCGCUGAGCUGGGCAUUCGCUAUGUGGAGACAUCGGCCAAAUGCAACAGCAAUGUGGACCGGGCCUUUGAGCUGCUGACCAGGGACAUCUACGAGCUGAUGAAGAUGGGGGAGAUCGUCACCCGUGAUGGGUGGGAUGGCGUGAAGAGUGGCCUCACUGCCAAGGUUCUCUACUCUGCAGAGGAUGAAGAGGAGCUGGCCCCUCCAUCAGCUGAAAAAAGCUGCCACUGCUGACUGAGAAGUCUUUGUGUUCCAACACUAUCCUGUCACACCAAGAGCUCACUUUGUCUCACAGCCGAUCAUCAAAACCAAAUCACUGAGGCUUAGCACCCUGUGAUAUCACCAUCCAUCACUUCCUCACCUUGUGCUUUGUGCCCUCUCUGUGUUGAUUUUUCGGACCACUGGGAUUAUUUUCAAUCAGGAUGCUAGAGUAAAUACCGAUGUGUACCUGUUGGGAAAGUAUUGUAUUGUUAAUUUGAUAUGAUGUAGCAUGAGUCGAGCUGUUUUGAGCCUCAUCUUGCUCAAGAAAAAAAAACAAAACAGAAAGCAUGCCAAUGUGAUCAGGUCUUGUUGCUUAAAGUGUAGCCAGUACUCCUUUUUUAUAACAAUGGAGCUAAAUGACUACUGAGCAUAAGAAAGUACAUGUGGACUAUUAUGGUCUGGUAUCAUCCACAUUUCAUAUGGUAUUAUUAUGGGUUUCUACUUGUCAAAAGUUUGUGCAAUGCUUUGCCUGCAGUCUUAAGUGGCUGUAACAUUGUAAAUAAUAGUUAAAUCUAUAAAGAUGAGAGCUAAAGGUGACUGAAAGCUAUUUAAUUCAUAGUGUGAACAGACACAGUGCACUCUGCAAUAAGUGUCACUAUAUUAAAUCAAUGUGCUCCUCCUGCUACUGUAAGCUGUGUGUGCACUUAUGCCAAAUUGACCUUUGACCAUUCUGUGAAUAGAUUAAUAAUGUUUUUUUUGUAAAAAGGUAGAGAUUAUUUGUAGUAAAAGUGUAUACAUAAACAUAGAUUAUUGUAAUUAGACUAAGUGUAAUAUACGACAUCCACAAUAGCAGUAAGUGGCAAUGCGAGAAAAGGGAGUUUAAGGUCUAAAUAUGCCCCAUUGAUAUAGACAUAGACGAUAUACACAGCAAAAGCUAAUGAGCUUUGAUAUGUUUAUUGCAGGCCUCUUAACUGGCUUUAAUUCAGCUUAUCUAGGCCAUCAGCUCAGCAAAUGUCAUAUCAUGAAACCAUGACAUACUGUCAUUUUGCGUCUUUUUUUUUUUCAUUUUCUUUUUGCUGUACAAAUGAACCUGAUAAAAUUCUUUGUAGGGCCUUAAAAGUGCGUAGAGAAUUAGAGAAAAGCUCUAGCCUAGCUUAGCAUAAAGAAUUGAGAGUAAUAACAUGUUUAAGCAAAUUAAUUUUAUGUUUAAAUUCAUGGUUGCCAAAGUGUGGCCUGUGGGACAGUGGUGGCCGCUGGUAACGUUCUGUGGCUGGGUCAAAACAGAAUGAAACAAAGCGACCAUUUGUUGUUGAUUUUUGUUCUGGACAGCUAUAUAAAACAAAGUUACAGUUGUUGUCAAGACAUGUAACAGCCACAAUUUCAAUUACCAACUUAUAACUCCUCCCUCUGAACACCAACUUAAAGGGUUUGUGUGCAUUUUUCCUGUACCUGUAUCACUUGUCUGCUGGUUCCCUAAAUUGGCACUUUCUUGUUUAAACCAUGUCUGAAAAGCCACUAAAACCUGUAGUUACCAAGUUUAUCUAUUACUCUUCAACAGCUGGAGGCACUCAACCAGUUAAGUUGUUAAUACACAACUGUUUUCCAAACACUUUCCGAAUAUAAGUGUUUUGUUUUUAUUGUUUUUAUGAUGUUUUUAGACCUGUUAUGUAAAUGUGACAAAGGAAUUUUUCAUUAUCAAUUUUCAAAAGAUAAUUUUAGGCACAUAAAUAUAAUUCUAAACAACAGUUCAGAGCUGCACUACACCUACACCCAAAGUCAUUGAAAUUCCUUGUUAGCUAACAAAUGUCAUCAAAUUUUUGUUGUGACUUUAGUUUCUCUUUGCUGGCUGGAAACACUCAACAACUCCCUCCAGAAUCACUGCUGAAUUAUUAAUAAGAAAAAUGAGUUAGAUUUUUUUAAAGCACAAAUUUAACAAGGAAGAUAAGCUGUGCACUUUAGAGGUGCUAGUAUUGCUAGCUAUUGCAAUAGCUGUCACUCCUGCUUCCAGUCUUCAUGCUGAGUUUGCCUAGUUUGCCUCUUUGGUCUCCACAUAUCAGAAUCCAUCUUUUCAGGAAAAUCCUAAAAGAAAGUUAAAUGUAUUUUUUUUAAAGGGCUACAGUAGUAGGCUAUUUUAUUUUAGACCUGUUAUGUGAGUAUAACAAAGGAAAUCCCUUUUAUCAAUGUUCAAAAGCAGAAUUUUUACCAAACUAAAUAUAAUUAAAAAGUGCAACGCUAUGCCCUGCAGUUAAUCUUUUGCAGUUAAGCUCACAUUCUUUGUUAACUAACUAAUGUAUUGUAGAUUUUAUUCAGCUGUAUUGGAGAGUGAGUGGGUGUCUGCACACAUGACUUCCAAAACCUGCAGUGAAUACCUUUAACAAAGAGGAUCACAAAUUCCUUUAAGGCUCUAGAGGCUAAUAAUUUGCUGCUUGCAAGCCUGGACCUUGUUGCCAGUUACAGUUUGCUUUCCCUGGGACUUCUACAACACACACUACACUGUAAACGGCAAGAAAAUAUGCAUUCUAAUGUUUUUACUUAGCAUUCAUGUGACCAGUCUGACACUUCUUUUUCAUUUGUCUGAACCAGUUAAUAAAGUGUACAUCACGUGGUUGCAGCUUAGUAUUUGACAAGGAAUGUAUUCUAAAGCAUUUUUACUCCCUUUUCAUUUUUUAUUUAUUGUUUUGCACUAAUUCAAACUGCAUUUUUUUUUCCUGGUGAAAGUCUGCGUUUGUUUGACAAUCAAAUGUUAUCAUUUUGAGUUCUUGGUAUAAGUGAGGAAUACAGUGUUGGGGUGGCAAGCCUUAAAAUCGUGCUGAAUGAAAACCAACCAGUCUGUACAACUACCUGUCUCACUUUUGCCUCUAAUCUAAACAGGGUUACAUUGCAUUGUAUAAUACUGUGUGUUAGCACUGUGGUGUAAGCAUUACUGACAACUGCAGGCUCAUGUAGGCGGGAGGAAAACACUGGAAAGACAGGAAGAAGUAUUAUUUUGAAAGAUUGACUCUAUGGGACAAAAAGACCAAUUGAAAACUAUAUACCCAACAGCACAAAAAAUAUGAAACAUUUCCAUCUUAUUUGUAAUCUUAUAAGCUAUACCAAUACAUCUGCAGUGACUGUAAGUUGUAAUAUUACUACAAUGAAGGUGAAUAACUAACUUUCA